CAAAAAUAGACAGACUAUCAAUCAGCCUGUCAGUUGUUACGCAAUUAAAGAAAUGCAGUUUGCACUUUUAGUUCACCUUACUCCCCCAUCCCCAACAGUAAUAAACUCGUCCUGACGUCGACGUGACGUAGACGGCUCCGUCUGCCGACUGCCUCUGCCACAGCUGACAGACGACAGUGAGAGUGACUACGACUAGUGAGCUAGUGACAGACAGCCCGGAUAAGGUUAUGUUAUGUUGAUGGUAAACUAACACCAAAAACUGACGUUUUGGCGUUCGUCCGUUACUCGUUUGUUACGGUGUUAAAGUGUUAUACAAUUUGUAUUCUUAUUCUUGUAUUUGUUAAAAUGAAAAGAAGCUAUCAAAGUGGGGCAAAGAAAAGGCAAGACAAGAAGAAAAGAGAAGAGGAUGCUUCAAAGUGUUCUUCCACCCUAUCUGCUUGGUUAUGUCCUACUACUAGUACUACUACAACUAAAAGUACUAAUGUCACAUCUACAUCUAGUACUGAAACUAGACCAAUAAUUGCCUCAGUCCCAGGAAAUGAGAUUGAAGAGGAAGUUACAGCUCAAGAUAACGCUGAAGAAAGUAUUGAUGAAGAAGUAACAUGCCUAGGGCUAGGGCAUCAACAAGAAAAUUGUGCCAAACCUCCAACAAGUCCUACGUCAAGCAGUGAACUGAUCGGCGUAAAUGAUCAAGUAAGUAGACAUGCCAAGUACAGAAUACUUAUAUUAUAUUUUUCAACAUAACAACAUAUGCUGUUUUAUCGCCCUAAACAUGGAAUCCCUACGAUAAAAUAUUCCAUGGUUACAUGGAAGUAAACAGUAUUACUUCCAUGUAAACAUGGAAUUACAGUAAGUCCCUAUUGUUAUGAUCAUGUUUGUAAGAAAAAAAUACUAAUGCAUUGCAAUCUACUUACAGGUGGAAUGUAGCCGGACGAA
Molecule: messenger RNA, 936 nt
Organism: Homalodisca vitripennis (glassy-winged sharpshooter)
Lineage: Eukaryota; Metazoa; Arthropoda; Insecta; Hemiptera; Cicadellidae
Exons: 2
Coding region: 346-744 (132 amino acids)
Source: RefSeq, a predicted model, not a curated record